AUGACAAAAAAGAAAAAUUCGUUGAAGCGAAAACUUGUUGAAGAGUCGAUUGAUGUAGAUGCUUUGCGAUUCUUGAAAUAUCGUGUUAGUGAAAAGUACAGUACUGAAAGAAAUUUAUUUUUGAAACGUGAUGCUUCGAAAGAAAAUGGUCUUAUUGUUACAAAUGUUCCUGCUUUUCUUGGCGAGGUUUGUAAAGUUUACAUAAUGUAAAAAUAUGAGUUAGAUCUUUUAAUAGGAUGUUGUGUUGGCAUUUAUCAACAAAAUCAGUCCAAACACUGAAAUUGAAGAUUCAUUUGUUCAACGAAGCAAUGCUGCUGAUAAUUCUUUGACAAAUGGUCAAAUCACAGUAUCGAUCACAUUUGUGAAACCUGAAUCAGUCAACGAAAUACUCUGUAAAUGUCAAAAUGUUGGUCCAUAUACCGCAUCAGAUUUCGCAGAACUCGAUUUUCCAACCGUUUUGAAAGAAACUACCUCUCUUUAUUGUCGACUUUUUCCAUCAGAAGAACAAAUCCAAGAAAUGGCUGAAACUUAUAUUGAAAGAUAUGAUCAAGAUUUGGCUGAUGCGAGAAGAGAAGCGAAAAAGAAAUAUUCAGAACCAGAUGAGGAUGGUUGGAUUACUGUUACACGAAAUAAGAAAGCAGCAAAAGCAGUCAAACUGAAAAAAGAUGAAAUUCCAUUGAUUGGUGGAUUGGGUAAUCCGAAAAAACGAAAGGUCGAUUUAGCAUUCUAUACAUUCCAAGCCAAAAAGGAUAAACAACAAAGUGAGUUUAAAGGUUAAUACCAGACAAAAUUUAAAUAUUAAUUUGCUGAUUAUUAAAGUCCACAAUUUUCCAUUUUCCGAAUUCUUCCCUAACUAAAUUAUCUAAUUUCAGAAGCUCAAGAAUUGCUCAAGAAGUUCGAAGACGAUAAAAAACGGAUUGCUCAGCUUAAACAAUCAAGAAAUUUCAAACCCAUGUAG
Molecule: messenger RNA, 958 nt
Organism: Caenorhabditis angaria
Lineage: Eukaryota; Metazoa; Nematoda; Chromadorea; Rhabditida; Rhabditidae
Source: the annotation of a GenBank genome assembly